AUGCCCUCCUCCGCUCGUUCGAAGAGGGGCGGCGCUCUGGCCAUGCUGUCAUGGACCCUCUCCCUGGUGCUGAGUCCGGUGCUGUCCGCGGCCAGUUCGGCUUCGGAUUACUAUGUGCACGACCUGCCUGGAGUUCCCGAUGGACCUCUCCUGAAGAUGCAUGCUGGACACAUUGAAGUCGACCCUGCGAGCAACGGCAACCUGUUCUUCUGGCAUUUCCAGAACCGGCAUAUCGCGAACCGUCAGAGAACCGUCAUCUGGUUGAAUGGUGGGCCUGGAUGCAGCUCCAUGGAUGGCGCGUUGAUGGAGGUUGGGCCCUAUCGACUCAAGGACGACCAUACAUUGGAAUACAACAAGGGUUCUUGGGAUGAAUUCGCCAAUUUGCUUUUCGUCGACCAGCCAGUGGGCACUGGUUUCAGUUAUGCCAACACCGACAGCUACCUGCACGAAUUGGAUGAGAUGUCGACCCACUUUAUGAUCUUCUUGGAGAAGUUCUUUGACAUGUUCCCUGAGUAUGAAAGAGAUGAUAUCUACAUUGCCGGUGAAUCCUACGCUGGUCAGCAUAUCCCCUAUAUCGCCAAGGCCAUCCAGGAGCGCAACAAGGCCGCUGUGCCAAACGGCAAGGCCAAGUGGCCACUCAAGGGCCUGUUGAUCGGUAAUGGCUGGAUUUCGCCCACCGAUCAAUAUCCGGCCAACUUCGAGUUCGCUGAGCGGGAGGGUCUGAUCAAAGAGGGAACCCAAAUCUACAGCAAUCUCGAGGCGUUGAACUCCGUGUGCCUGUCGAAGCUGGAAACAGCCGGCUCCAAAAACAAAAUUAAUGUCAGAGAAUGCGAGAACGUCUUCCAGCAAGCCCUGACUCUCACCACCGAAGACGGCAUGUGUUACAACAUGUAUGACGUUCGGCUGAAAGACACCAGCCCUUCGUGUGGCAUGAACUGGCCUCCGGACCUGGAGUACAUGAGGCCGUAUCUCCGCCGGGACGAUGUGGUCAAGGCUUUGAACAUUAACCCUGCAAAGAUGUCUGGCUGGGAGGAAUGUUCCGGUCUGGUGAGCGGCGCCUUCAGGGCACAAAAUUCCCGGCCGGCGGUCCAGCUACUUCCUGGCCUCCUCGAAUCCGGAAUCGAUGUACUCCUGUUCAGCGGUGCGAAGGACUGGAUCUGCAACCACAUUGGAACGGAGACUAUGAUCCACAACAUGAAGUGGAAGGGUGGAACUGGCUUCGAGACCUCUCCCGGUGUCUGGGCUCCUCGCCACGACUGGACCUUCGAGGGCGAGCCUGCCGGUAUCUACCAAUACGCCCGCAACUUGACCUACGUGCUUUUCUACAACUCCAGCCAUAUGGUCCCCUUCGAUCAACCCCGCCAGACUCGUGACAUGCUCGACCGCUUCAUGCGGGUGGACAUCGCCAGCAUCGGAGGUCGGCCCGCCGACUCCCGUAUCGACGGCGAGAAGCUGCCUCAGACCUCUGUCGGUGGCUACCCCAACAGCACCGCGGGAGAGCAGCAGCAAGAACAGAAGAUGAAGGAGACGGAGAUGCACGCUUACACCAAGUCAGGUGAGGCCAUCCUCGUCGUGGUCAUCAUCGGUGUCAUCGUCUGGGGCUUCUUCAUUUGGCGCAGUCGCCGCGCUCGCGCGGGAUACCGUGGGGUCCAUGGGGAUGGGAUGAAUGGCAUGAGUGGAUCUGUCUUGGACCGGUUCCACAAUAAGCGCUCGACUAACGACGUUGAAGCCGGUGACUUUGACGAGUCCGAGUUGGAUGACCUCCAUUCACCCGCCAUCGACCGGGAGCAUUAUGCGGUUGGGGAUGUCAGUGAUGAUGAAAGCGUUCAAGAGGGUUCUCGCCCCCUGAGUGAGGGCCAUCAAUCAUGA
Penicillium cinerascens is the source of this 1869-nucleotide messenger RNA. It is a transcript of the gene kexA, whose product is annotated as serine-type carboxypeptidase kexA. The transcript is spliced from 3 exons. Gene Ontology annotation, biological process: apoptotic process; proteolysis. Gene Ontology annotation, molecular function: serine-type carboxypeptidase activity. Gene Ontology annotation, cellular component: trans-Golgi network. Lineage: Eukaryota; Fungi; Ascomycota; Eurotiomycetes; Eurotiales; Aspergillaceae. The record is from RefSeq and is a predicted model, not a curated record. Bases 1 to 1869 code for a protein of 622 amino acids.